GUGAGAAAGACAUGAUGAAUCAUACAGUAGUAUUCUCAGUUUUCUUCUAAGUUGUAAUUUUGUACUUGGUGGGAAGUAAAAUCUGUGUAUCAGUUUCCUCUGUAAUCAACCAGUUUAUAUGAAUCGGUUGAGUCGUCCGUUAAACCUGUUCAACCCACCUUCACUCACACCAACAACAACCCGCCUUCUCCUCAACCUUCGACCCCGCAUCUCCGCCGCACGCCUCCAUCUCCGCCGCCGACCACACUCUCUCUCCGCCGCCGUCGUUCACCGGAAAACAAUGGACUCCGAUAAUUCUCUCGCCAAUCUCUCCGGCAGCGUAAUCGAUGAUUUCGUCAAUGUUCAGACUCCGACGAAUGAGCUCGAUAAUCACGACCCUAAUUUAGUCGCGAUUGAUAGUGAUGAUAAUGGAGGAGAGAGAAUUAAUAAUGAUGAUGUCGGAGGAGAGAGAAUCGCUGAGAGUGAAGGCUCCAACAAUGCCGGAGAAUCAGAGAGUAGAUCGCUUCCUCAAGAACUUUCCAGAAAUGUUGUUGUGUUGUCUUGCAAUAAUGGCGAUGGUUAUAAAUGUGACGUUUAUUUGGUCGGAACUGCUCAUGUGUCUGAGGAAUCAUGCAGAGAGGUUCAAGCUGUAAUCAGUUUCUUAAAACCAGAGGUUGUGUUUUUGGAGCUCUGUUCAAGUCGUGUGUCUAUUCUUACCCUUAAAGAUUUAAAGAUACCAACCAUGACAGAAAUGAUAGACUCGUGGAAGAAAAAGCAGAAUAUUUUUGGAAUACUCUACGGCUGGUUUCUUGCAAAGGUUGCUGACAAACUUGAAGUGCUUCCUGGUUCUGAGUUUCGAGUGGCAUUUGAAGAAGCAAUGAAGCUUGGCAGCAGGGUUGUACUUGGUGAUCGGCCCGUGCAAGUGACAUUACGAAGAACAUGGAGUAAAAUGCCACUUUGGCAUAAGAUUAAACUAGUGUACUCUUUUCUCUUCCAAGCAGUGUUUCUCCCAGGCCCAGAUGAUAUUAAUAGAAUGUUAAAGGAAAUGGAUGAUGUCGAUAUGUUGACUUUCGUGAUUCAAGAGAUGAGCAAGGAGUUCCCCACAUUGAUGGAAACGCUAGUGAAUGAGCGAGAUCUGUAUAUGUCAUCUACAUUAUUGAGGAUUGCAAGGGAGAAUACAUCAGUGGUUGCAGUUGUUGGGAAGGGUCAUCUACAGGGUAUAAAGAGGAACUGGGAGCAACCUGUUGAGGUCUCGGAUUUAAUGGAAAUUCCUACAAGUCGUCCUUUCCUGUCAGCUGUGAAGGUCCUUACAACUGUUGGUGUAGCAGUUGCAGGGGCUGCAAUAGUUUCCGGUAUAUACCUGGCAUCAAAAAAGCAGUCCUAGUGACAAUUUUCUGCUUUGUGAAUCUUCUCGACUGAGAGAUUGUUAAUUUGGGUCGAAAUUUACAAGAUAUGAAUGCCAUGAUGUUUGCUUGUUGAUGAAAGCUGAUUAUCAGUAACUGGUCAUCAAGCGUUUGCUGCUUAGUGUUAGUAGCAGUAUAUCAUUGUAGUUGUUGGAGGUAAAAGUGGUUGUAAUAAUUCGUCAGUAUACGUAUGAUUCAUAAUGCUUUUGUUGAUAUUAUCAGUGGUUGUAGGAGGGAUCGUAACUGUAAUUUGAGUGGAUUUUGACGAUUUGUGUCCCUGUUUGUAUAAAACUUUUACACUUCAUUCUUCAUUAAGGAAAGAAAAUAACUUGUAAUGUUGUUUUAAAAAAUUUUGCUUCUUAUUUGUAAUGUCGAUUGAAUGCAAGCCUUUAAUUUUCAUCCUUUUUAUUGCUUUUAA
Molecule: messenger RNA, 1800 nt
Organism: Chenopodium quinoa (quinoa)
Lineage: Eukaryota; Viridiplantae; Streptophyta; Magnoliopsida; Caryophyllales; Amaranthaceae
Product: traB domain-containing protein-like
Exons: 9
Coding region: 119-1363 (414 amino acids)
Source: RefSeq, a predicted model, not a curated record